AUAAGCAAGGGGGAUGAUUAGAGCACCUCAAUACCCAUCGUUGCGUGUAGUAUUGUACAAGUUGCGGAGCUUUGUGCAUUUGUUAGGAAGUGCAUUUUCGGGGAAUUACGCAUCCUCCGAAGGAGAAGAUUAAAAAAAAUCGUCGCGGCAAGAAAGCUCUCGCGGAGUGAUUUCUUAUCUUUGGGGAGUUGAACGAAGAAAAAAAUCACAUCAUCGCAAUUCUAUUUGUGCGGUGGGGUGUCGAGUAGAGGUGCUCCCCAGCUACUGGAUCCCAGUCUUCGCUCGCAACUCUGUGAUUAAUGAUGUGAAUUAAGUUUGCAAAUUUUCAAUUACGAGAAUACUCUGCGGAUUAAGUUUUUUUCCUCCUUAUCGUUGGCAUUUUUUUUUUAAAUAUUCAAUACAUUUUCCCAUUUGUUGGAAAAUUGGAAGAGAAUUUUUUGCAAGGGCGCGAAUUUUAUGUGGAAAAAGGACGAUGAAGUUGAUUAAUUUUUCGAGUAUCAAUCAUCAAUUUGUGGCAGUGUUCUGUGUGAAUAUUAUUAGUUUAGCACACGGAUCGUGUAUUGGAUGGCUAUCGCCCUUCUUACCCAUCCUCUUGUCGGACGCCAGUCCCCUUGCCACAGGGAAGAUUUCCAUGGAUGAAGCAUCCUGGAUUGGGGCAUUGCUGUGUGCUGGUGGGAUUUGCGGAUGCGCCGUGUAUGGAAGUUUGGCCACACGAUGUGGGCGCAAAACAACCAUCUUGUUGCUAGCUGUGCCUCACAUUGGCUUCUGGCUGUGCGUCAUCUUUGCCGAUUACGUGUACCACCUGUACUUGGCCCGAUUUCUUGCCGGUGCUACCGGUGGUGGCCUCUACAUUAUUAUACCACUCUUCAUAGCCGAAAUUGCUGAUCCUAGCAUCCGUGGGCGUUUGGGAGCAAUUCUUCCGCUUGCCGUCAGCAUGGGAAUUUUCAAUGGAUUCGUCGCUGGCACCUUCAUUCACUACGGCUAUAUCCCCUACCUGAUGCUCAGUCUCUCCGUGAUUUUCUUGCUGACGGUCACUGUCCUCCCUGAAACCCCACUGAGUCUGCUCAAAGCCAACAGAAUAACCGAUGCAGAGACAUCCUUUCGAUUCUACAAGAAUGUCAGUGAAAAUGCUGUGGAUAAUAAAAUCAAGGAAGACUUCCAGAGGGUCAGGGAGCAGCAGAUGAAGAGUCAGAGUCGCGAGGAGAAACUCCAAUUCAGUGAUUUCACCACACCAGCUGCCAAGAAGGGCUUUAUCAUUGGAGUGGGUCUUAUGCUCUUGACCCAAUUUUGCGGAUGCUUUGCUUUUGUGAACUACACAGCAACAAUCUUCAAAGAGUCUGGCUCAGAGUUGGAUCCGAAUAUUUCGUCAAUUGUCCUGGGAAUGGUUCAAAUUUUCGGUACAUACACUUCGACGAUUUUCGUAGAUCGCGCCGGAAGGAAAACCCUGCUGCUGAUAUCUUCCGUGGGGGCUGCCAUAGGGCUUAUCCUCAUGGGUACAUAUUCAUUCUUCAAAUUCCAAGGGUAUGCGCUGGCAUUUCUCGACUGGGUACCCGUAGUGACCCUCUCCCUUGUCAUCUACAUCUCAUCCGUGGGUAUUCUAGCUCUUCCCUACAUUGUUCUCACUGAGGUGCUUCCCUCGAAGAUAAGAGCCGUUGGAUCCAGUUUCUGUUUAGUCACGAUAAGCAUCUCAGCGUUUGUCAUCUUAAAAGCGAUGCCGAUCCUCAUGACGACAAUUCAGUUGUUUGGGUGUCUGUGGCUCUUUGCGGGCUUCUGCAUUAUUGGUGCCAUCUUCAUUGCUCUCGUUGUGCCAGAAACCAAAGGGAAGGUCCUGGAUGAUGAUGCACCCAUCAACAAGGAACUUCAACCGACAGCGUGAUAGAGACAAUACAACUUAGGAUAGACUGAUUCUAUUUAAUUUUAUAUUAAACUUUCGAAUUUAUAAAGACCAUUAAGUUAUUUAUAAAAAAAAAUCUAUCUAUUAUUCUUAGAUUUAGAUAUGUAAAUUUGUCUCUAUGUAAUCGAUAUUCUAUAUAAUUUAAAUAAAAUAAAUUGUAACUAUCCAA
Lutzomyia longipalpis is the source of this 2063-nucleotide messenger RNA. Its product is annotated as facilitated trehalose transporter Tret1-like. Bases 473 to 1876 code for a protein of 467 amino acids. NCBI's taxonomy places the organism in Eukaryota, Metazoa, Arthropoda, Insecta, Diptera, Psychodidae. The transcript has 5 exons. Gene Ontology annotation, molecular function: sugar transmembrane transporter activity. Gene Ontology annotation, cellular component: membrane. The record is from RefSeq and is a predicted model, not a curated record. Gene Ontology annotation, biological process: transmembrane transport; carbohydrate transport.